AUGGAAAUGAAGAAGCUCUUGUUCGUUUCCUUAUCCCUUGCUUUGAUUUUUAGAGCAACCAACACCUUUGAUUUCAACGAACAUGAUUUAGAAUCAGAGAAAAGUUUAUGGGAUUUGUACGAAAGAUGGAGAACUCACCACACAGUUACACAAAGCCUUCAUGAGAAACAUAAUCGCUUCAACGUGUUCAAAGCCAAUGUUAUGCAUGUCCACAAUACCAAUAAAUUGGAUAAGCCUUAUAAGCUUAAGUUGAACAAGUUUGCAGACAUGACUAACUAUGAAUUUAAGAAGAUCUAUGCUGAUUCUAAGAUUAGUCAUCAUAGAAUGUUUCUUGGUAUGUCAAAUGAAAAUCGAACAUUCAUGGACGAGAAUCUGGAAGGUGUACCUCCUUCGAUUGAUUGGAGAAAGAAAGGCGCUGUCACAGACAUAAAAGAUCAAGGCCAAUGCGGUAGUUGUUGGGCGUUUUCGACGGUUGUAGCGGUUGAAGGUAUUAACCAAAUAAAAACACAAAAGCUAGUUUCAUUAUCUGAGCAAGAACUUGUGGAUUGUGACACUAAAGAAAAUGAAGGAUGCAAUGGUGGGUUGAUGGAAUAUGCUUUUGAGUUCAUUAAACAAAAUGGUAUAACAACUGAGACCAAUUACCCUUAUGCUGCCAAAGAUGGAACUUGUGAUUUAGAAAAAAAGGAGGAUAAAGCAAAAGUGUCAAUUGAUGGGUAUAAAAAUGUGCCAAAAAAUAAUGAAGCUGCAUUGCUGAAAGCUGCUGCCAAACAACCUGUCUCUGUAGCUAUUGAUGCUGGGGGAUAUAAUUUCCAGUUCUAUUCUGAGGGAGUAUUUACUGGACACUGUGGCACUGAUCUGAAUCAUGGGGUAGCAAUUGUUGGGUAUGGUGUAACUCAAGAUAGAACAAAAUAUUGGACAGUGAAGAACUCAUGGGGAAGUGAAUGGGGAGAACAAGGUUACAUUAGAAUUCAAAGGGACGUAUCUCACAAAGAAGGUCUAUGUGGCAUAGCUAUGGAAGCUUCUUAUCCAAUCAAGAAAUCAUCUACCAACCCAGCAGAAAGUUCUACUCUUAAAGAUGAACUUUAA
Lathyrus sativus (Indian pea) is the source of this 1086-nucleotide messenger RNA. The record is from the annotation of a GenBank genome assembly. NCBI's taxonomy places the organism in Eukaryota, Viridiplantae, Streptophyta, Magnoliopsida, Fabales, Fabaceae.